Messenger RNA from Staurois parvus, 788 nucleotides. Lineage: Eukaryota; Metazoa; Chordata; Amphibia; Anura; Ranidae. The record is from the annotation of a GenBank genome assembly.
UUGGCAAUGUGAAUCCACUGGAGGGAUUGGCAGAGGGUUGGAGGACACUGAAUGGAAAGCCAGUGGAGGGAUUGGCAGAGAGGGGUGGAGGACACUGAAUGGAGACCAGUGGAGGGAUUGGCAGAGAGAGGGGUGCAGGGACACUGAAUGUAGGUCGGUGGAGGGAUUGGCAGAGAGGGGUGGAGGACACUGAAUGGGAGAACAGUGGAGGGAUUGGCAGAGAGGGGUGGAGGACACUGAAUGGAAGCCAGUGGAGGGAUUGGCAGAGAGGGGUGGAGGACACUGAAUGGAGACCAGUGGAGGGAUUGGCAGAAAGGGGUGGAGAAUACUCAAUGGAGGCCAGUGGAGGGAUUGGCAGAGAGGAAUGGAGGACACUGAAUGGAGGCCAGUGGAGGGAUUGGCAGAGAGGGGUGAGGACACUGAAUGGAGGCCCAGUGGAGGGAUUUGGCAGAGAGGGUGGAGGACACUGAAUGGAAGCCAGUGGAGGGAUUGGCAGAGAGGGGUGGAGGAUUGGGAGUGGAAUCCAGUGGAGGGAUUGGCAGAGAGGGGUGGAGGACACUGAAUGAAGGCCUGUGGAGGGAUUGGCAGAGAGGGGUGGAGGAAGCUGAAUGGAGACCAGUGAGGGAUUAGCAGAGAGUGGUGGCAGAUACAGAACGGUUAGUGAGGUGGAUGAACUGAAGAGGGGAUAGCCUGCGAUGAGGUAGGCCAAUGAGGAGGGAGUUACAAUAGUCAAGGUGAGAGACAACAAGAGUAGUUCAGGAUCAGGAUGUACCAAUAUUGGUGUAGAA